Marchantia polymorpha subsp. ruderalis is the source of this 2660-nucleotide messenger RNA. The record is from the annotation of a GenBank genome assembly. NCBI's taxonomy places the organism in Eukaryota, Viridiplantae, Streptophyta, Marchantiopsida, Marchantiales, Marchantiaceae.
GCACUAUAGAUCGAGGCCGGUCUGGAAUUGUGCUCUCGCGCUGCUUCCUACCUUGUGCUGUUGACUCCAGCGUUGUUGCUUGAUUGAUGAUCGUGACCUGUGUUCCAUCUGAACAAUCUGCAGCUGUUGGCGUCUGCUGCGGCGCUUCGCGUGCUGUGGACAGCGGAGCGAACCGUGAGGGCGCUGAGGAGUUUUGUAGUGGGAAGCGCAGGGAGUGUGAAUCAUUGUGAGUCGAUGUGCUCACGCGCGAGAGCAGCAGGGGCGAUCCUCGUGAAAUCUGCACGUAGUGAGUGAGUGAGUGAGUGAGAGACUCGAAGAGACUUUUUCAAGAUCUGCGUAGAACUUUGUUAUCGAUUUAAAGUUGACCCAGUAGAGACUUUUGAGUAGCGGAGAUAUCGUCGAUUAGAUUAGGCACUAGCACGAACCAAGCGAGUGGACUAGCCAUUCGGUUCUAGAUGUUCGCGUUGCAACAGCUGUAGAAUCAUCCAUUGUGUUGGCUUACAUUACUUUCAAGCAAUUGUGCGAAUUCGGCGAGUCGUCGCAAUGUAUGGGAAGAAGAUGAACAAGAUGAGGUCUAUCGUGCGCCAUUGGAAGAAAUUCACCAGCGCGCAUCAGCGGCGCUACACCUCUCUGGCCAGAGACAGAGAAAUGUACGCCGACAGAACAGAUGAUUGCUUCAAGUGGGACGGGGGCCGGCGCAGUGAUACUUCGGAUUCCUACAAUGGCAGUCCGAGGAGCGUCAGACAUCUGGCCCGAUCGACAAUUUCCGAGGACGUACCCGAGGGAUGCCUGGCCCUGUACGUAGGAAGGGAGAGGAGAAAGUUCAUCAUCGGUGCGCACUACUUGGAGCACAACCUCUUUCAUGGGUUGCUGGAGCGCUCGGCUGCCGAAUUUGAAUCCGAUCAGAAUGGUGGCAUCCUCAUCGCCUGUGAGAUCGUGCUCUUCGAGCACCUGCUCUGGUUGAUCGGCACCGACGAUCCUUCCUCGCGACACCUCCAAGUCGACGAGCUUCUGGACUUCUAUGCCUACUGAGCGUUGUUCUCGUCCAAGGCUGUCAUCCAAGCAGCGGGAGGAAGAAGAUCUCAACAAGAAUUUUGAUGUCUUUCGGCGAUGCCGACGUCGCCGAAGGCACCACACAUUCUCUUUCAUCCGACAACCUCUUGACGAAUCAAACCGAAACCGCGUCAUCAUCCACCUCCAGCGUGAUUUGGAGUAAUGCUUUUCGAGUUAACGAUGAAUGUCACUUACAUCAACAGUUAUGCAUUCUGCGGAAAUGAGGAGGAAGGAAGAGGGCGAGGGACGGUCUGAGUUUGACGAGCACCAUGAAACGAGAAGAGAAGAGUACCAAGCCUCUCGCUAUGACGGACGCGCAUCGGUACGGGAAUACUUUUGUGACUGACGAGUCCAAACGCUCAGUCAAUCACCGAUCCAUUUAUUCAUUCAUUCAUUCUUGCCGCUCGGUAUAAUGUACAUACACAUGUAAAUUUUGGGUUGUGCCUUCGUCUCGAGGCACGGAGUGGAGCUACUACGGCGAUGCUGUGUUUGAGUGUUCGCAGCAGCAGGAGACGUCAUGCAUUUUUGGCUGGCCAGUUGAUGCUGCAUGGAGUUUAUUUAACAUAACUUUACAAUCCUUGGCCGGCAACUUUGACAGCAUCGUACCUUCAGAGGCACAUUUGAAGCCCAUCACAGCUGUCAACCAGCCAUGAUUUCAUCACUUUCAGUCCCGAGCAGAGCGAGAUUCAUCUUGAGCAUAUCCGGAAGCGUGUAGUGUAGACUCCGAGGGAUAAGGCGCAUUACAGAAUGUAUGCUGCCUGCUGAACUACUACCACUACUUGUGUAGAUUGACCUUCUUCAGCUUGAGGAAGAAGGCAGACCGAGCUUGCCGUAAAGUUCCUUGGGAUUACUCAAGCAUUACAUUACAGUUUAGAACAGCCGCUAGGAAGUAACGAGGGAGAGGGAGAGACAGAAGAGAGAGUAGACUCUGCGUCCUCCCCAUUUUGAUAAAUUCUAGAGGAUAGUCGGUCCGGUACCUGAGAUUCAUCGCAAGAUCCACGGACUGGACCCUCCCAUAGACACAUCCCUGACUUUUUUUACUAAUUAUGAACCGAUCCCUGCUGUUGAUCAUCGUUGUUGGGUGGCCAACUUCGUUCAUCAACUCCAAGAGGAUUCUUUUUAACAUCACAAGAUUGGUCCCGUUCGCAAGUUCUGCUCAAGAUCCACCAGCUGGCUGCACGGAGGGGUGCGCAUAGUUCUACUGCUGCGUCUGUAUGUCUUCUGUUUUCAGGAGCUGUGAUUGAUCUGCCGUAGAAGCACGGGUCGCAGGAAGUUGCAGAGGAUGAGAGGUGGCCCUGCGAAAUGCGCUGCUUCCAGACAUGUGAUCAACCGAUCAGAUCUGAUCUUUUAUGAAGAUCAGCUCGCGGAUCUGCGUUGGCCGUCGAGAGGAGAAUGUGGUCGCCCGCCUUUGCUCACAUAACUUCAGAAGGAAUCUGUUAUUCAAAAUCUGCAGAUUUUAAGCUUUGUCAAUUGUGGGGUUGUGGACGCUAGGAGUCUGCAUAGGAGUAGUCUAGACCACGAACCUCACGUUUCUUAAGAUUGAAACAUUUUGUGGUGGAUAACCUUUCCACCUUAUAAUUCGACAAAGAUUUCAGCUACUCUCGUUU